This is a messenger RNA of Colossoma macropomum (tambaqui), 5476 nucleotides long. RefSeq names its product TIAM Rac1 associated GEF 1b (gene tiam1b). Lineage: Eukaryota; Metazoa; Chordata; Actinopteri; Characiformes; Serrasalmidae. Gene Ontology annotation, biological process: activation of GTPase activity; positive regulation of axonogenesis; small GTPase-mediated signal transduction. The transcript has 30 exons. The record is from RefSeq and is a predicted model, not a curated record. Gene Ontology annotation, cellular component: synapse; cytosol; plasma membrane. Gene Ontology annotation, molecular function: guanyl-nucleotide exchange factor activity; protein binding.
CGGUCACCGGGGACCGCGGAGUGGAGCGAGCGUGCUCGUGCGUGUGCAUAUGCGUUCUAGAGCGCGUGUAAUUAGCUAGAUGCCAGCGAGGCGCGCGGAUCCUGGCGGAGGGAGCGCAGCGCGAACAUACGCAGCCGGAGGGACACAGCAGAGAUGCGUUCGUCUGAGUUUGGCCUGUUACUGAUGUCGUCACCGCACCGCAGACUCUGAACUAUGGGUAACGUGGAGAGCCAGUGCGGCAGCCAUGGUUUCUACGGCGACCGGCAGAGACAGCUGUCCCGGAAGCGUGUGUCCCGCUCUCUGCGGCUGUCCGGGAAGCAGUCUUAUCAUUCCCGCCAUGCGGCGUCCGGAAAGCCGGAGCACCGAAACUCGGAGACGAGCACGCGGUCCAGCAGCACUCCCAGCAUCCCUCAGUCGCUCGCCGAGCACGGCCUGGAGCCCUUCGACGACCACGACGCUGGACUGCCCGACUUCAGCGCCCCCAUCUGGGUGGACCGGGUCGCCAUGAACCUGAGGCCCAUGACCUUCCACACCGAACCCACCGACGCCACCGACACCGCAGAGUCAACAGAGAACACACAGGACGGAGCGGAGCCACAGGGGGGCGCCAGAUCCCCCCAACACCGCGACGGCGGCAGCCUCAAGAAGAAUUCUGUAAAUUUUAAGAAGAAGCGCUCCAAGUCGGCUGAUAUGUGGAGGGAAGACUCUCUGGAAGUUUCUCUGUCAGACGCCAGCCUGGAGAACCUCACCAGCACGGAGGAGAUCGCGGACGCGCCGGACUCCACGCGGGCCAACUCACUGGACGAGCUGUACGGGCCGCAGAGCCACGGGCGCUACGCUAAGCGGCAGAAGGGGGGCUCGGUGGGGGCGGACAGCGAGGAGGACAAGAUGCUGUCGCCGUGUGACGAUGACGGAGCCAAUUACGGAGCAUUCACUCUGCCCUGCCGCCGGUCACACUGCCUGUCAGAGGGAGUGACCAGCCACCAGGGGGCCAUGCAGGGCCGGCGGGCACAGACCAUACAGGACGUCACGGCGGCUGACGGCAGCGAGCUGGAGGACAGCGGGAUCGACGGGCUGAUCGGAGACAGCGCGGCGUCCCAGCCCCGCCGCUACAAGGCCAUGUCUGCUUCCUUCUCCGCUUACUCCACUACAGCAGGGGGCGCCUUCGCCGGCAGCGAUAGCGGCAGCAGCAGCGGGGCCGGACCUGCAGAAGCGUGUCUUUAAACGCAGGGCGUCUAUGAGAACUUCCGCCAGGAGCUGGAGAAGAGCGGGUGCCAGGCAGAGCGGGCGGAGGAGCGGGCGUCAGCCCUAAGCGACGAACAGAGCAGUGUCACGCUAAGCUCCGCCUACCACACCGAGCCCCUGCUGGGACUGGCCUAUCACACGGAGCCGCUGCUGGGCGCGGCCGCCGCUCAGGGCAGCGUUCGCAAGGCCGGUCGGCUGACCGUCAAAAACCUGCUCGUGCACAAAAAGAACAAGAAGGUGGAGCUCGCUGCCCGCCGCAAGUGGAAGAGCUACUGGGUCUCAUUGAAAGGAUGCACUCUGUUUUUCUACGAGACGGACGGGCGUUCUGGAAUCGAUCACACCAGCGUCCCCAAACAUGGCGUGUGGGCGGAGAACAGUAUCGUCCAGGCCGUGCCGGAGCACCCCAAAAAAGACUUCGUCUUCUGCCUCAGUAACUCCAUGGGAGACUCGUACCUGUUCCAGACGAGCAGUCAGACGGAGUUGGAGAACUGGGUGACGGCGAUCCACUCCGCAUGCGCGGCGGCCUUCGCCCGGCAGCACCACCGUGACGACACGGUGCGGCUCCUGCGCUCCGAGAUCCGUAAGCUGGAGCAGAAGAUCGACAUGGAUGAGAAGAUGAAGAAGAUGGGAGACAUGCAGCUGGCCUCGGUCACCGACACCAAGAAGAGGAAGACCAUCCUGGAGCAGAUAUUCCUGUGGGAGCAGAAUCUGGAGCAGUUCCAUAUGGACCUGUUUCGUUUCCGCUGUUAUCUGUCCAGCCUGCAGGGCGGCGAGCUGCCCAACCCCAAACGCCUGCUGGCCUUCGCCUCGCGCCCCACCAAACUGGCCAUGGGCCGCCUCGGCAUCUUCUCCGUCUCCUCCUUCCAUGCCCUGGUGGCGGCCCGUACGGAGUGUGGCGUUCGGAGGCGUACACACGCCAUGUCCCGCUCCACCAGCAAACGCAAGAGUCGCUUCUCCUCACUGUGGGGCCUGGAGACCAGCACAAAGAGGAAAAACAAAACACACCCCAGCAUAGAGCAGGUUUUUGCAGAAGGGGAGGAGCCAGUGAGGAGGGUUCUGGAGGAAAUGUUUGAUGAAUCAUCAAGGACUGCAAAAGAUGACCCAGUCUGUGUGAAGGGGGCAGUGAGGCCCAGUGCGGAGCAGGACGCCUGGGCUAAAGACCACCUCACACCCUCCUGGGUAUGUUUACCCAAUGGCCGGCCCGUUCUGGCCAUCGUCCGGCCCGGAGAGUCUGCGCUGGACACACUGGAGACAAUCUGCAAGGCUCAUGGUCUGGACUCCACUAAGCACUACCUGCGUUUGAAGUUCCUGAUCGAGACACAGGUUCAGUUCUACAUCCCCAAACCGGAGGAGGACGUUCAUGAUCUGCUGUACAAGGAAAUCGAGCUGUGCUCCAAAAUCAGGAAGGUCAUUCAGUUCGACCGGGACGAGUCCUGCAUGAUUGGAUACGGUUUCUCCAUCUCAGUGGUGGAGGAUGACAGCGUGCAGCAACUCUACAUCACUGAUGUGAAAGCAGGAGGAUUAGCAUUUGCUAAAGGUUUGAAUGCUGGUGAUGAGAUCCUGCAGCUUAACGGGAAAAACUCCAGCACGUUGACCUUCUCCGACAUGAAGGCUGCGUUCUCUCAGGCAUCCCUCUCACUCACAGUGAACACACUGCCCCCGGUGGACCGGAGACAGCACUGCUUCCUGCCCCCAAGACGAUCCGACUCUGUGCAGCACCUCUACACCGACAUCUUCUCCCAGAACCAAGAGGAGAUUCUGGACGAUGGGGUUGGGCUCAUCUCAGAGACGUCAGGGGACAGUCUGGACGAUGACUCUGAGCUGUUCAGUGAAUAUGACGACUACAGAAAGAGGAACAGGAGCCGUAAGCGCUCCUCAGACUCCAUCUACAGCAUCCUGCACCUGAGUACGGAGCAGGUAGCCGCGUUCUGUCGGAGUCUCCAUGAGAUGAAUCCUUCCUCAGAGGCCGUUUCUCCUUCCUCUGGACCGGAGUCUUCCUCAGGAUGUGUUAACGCUCCGCGGCAGCUCAGCCACGCCGACAAGCUGCGCAAAGUGAUCUGGGAGCUGGUGGAGACGGAGCGCACCUACGUUAAAGACUUGAACUGUCUGAUUGGGAGGUAUUUGACUCCUCUACAGAAAGAAAGCUUCCUCACUCAGGAUGAGUUGGACGUCCUGUUCGGGAAUCUUCCGGAGAUGGUGGAGUUUCAGGUGGAGUUUUUGCGGACGCUGGAGGACGGCACUCGCCUGGUUCCUGACCUGGAGAAACUGGAGAGGGUCGAACAGUUCAAGAAAAUUCUCUUCUCUCUGGGUGGAUCGUUUCUCUACUACGCCGACCGCUUUAAGAUCUACAGCGCCUUCUGCGCCAGCCACACUAAAGUACCCAAAGUGCUGGUGAAAGCAAAGACGGACCCUGCGUUUAAGGCGUUCCUGGACGAGAGGAACCCGAAGCAGCAGCACUCGUCCACUCUGGAGUCCUAUCUGAUCAAACCCAUCCAGAGAGUUCUGAAGUACCCGCUGCUGCUGAGAGAGCUCUACACGCUCACCGACCCGGACAGCGAGGAACACUACCACCUCGACGUUGCAAUGAAGGCCAUGAAUAAAGUGGCGAGUCACAUUAACGAGAUGCAGAAGCUCCAUGAAGAGUUUGGUGCUGUUUUUGAUCAGCUGAUCUCAGAACAGACCGGCGAAAAGAAAGAGGUGGCUGACCUGUCUAUGGGUGACCUGCUGCUGCACACCACGGUGACCUGGCUGAACCCGCCCUCCUCUCUGGGGAAGUGGAAGAAGGAGCCCCAACUCGCCACAUUUGUCUUUAAAACUGCUGUGGUGUUCGUCUGCAAAGACUGUUCCAAACAGAAGAAGAAGAUGGGUGGGUCUCACCGUGCGUCUGUCUCCGGGGAAGAGAAGGAUCCGUUCCGUUUCCGUCACAUGAUCUCCACCAGUGCUCUUCAAGUCAGAGCCCUGACCAGUGCAGAUGGUGACAGCGCUGCAGUGUGUGAGAUCGUUCACGUGAAGUCGGAGUCUGAAGGAAGGCCGGAGAGAGUGUUCCACCUGUGCUGCAGUUCUCCUGAGACUAAGAAGGACUUCCUGAGGACGGUCCACUCCAUCCUGAGGGACAAACAGAGACGGCAGCUGCUGAAGACGGAGAGUCUCCCUCCCAGCCAGCAGUACGUCCCGUUCGGAGGGAAACGCCUCUGCGCUCUGAAAGGAGCUCGACCCACCAUGAACCGAGCAGCCUCUGCUCCCACACGUACGUUGGGUCGACGCAAGCUGGUUCGGAACCGGUUCACCAUCGACACGGACAUCGUGUUCGACGCAGACGCUGACCCCGACGCCGACUCGCCAGACUCCCAGCAUGCCCUGCAGCCGGGCGACACCGACCGCUGGGUAGAGGAGCAGUUCGACCUGCAGCGCUACGAGGAGCAGGAGCAGGAGCAGGUGAAGGAGACGGACAUUCUGAGCGACGAGGACGAGGAGGGCGACGAGACCGAAGACUUCAGCCAGUCCACCUUGAGCCCGUCCGCCGAGCCGGAGCUGGAAGGACAGGUUUCGGCGCUGACGCUGGAUGAGGAUGAGCAGAACGCUUCCGAAAGCAAAGACUCCAAAUCCCAGCAUGCUCUGCGGCUGUCUCACCUGGGGAAGCAGUGCGCCGUGUCCGUGGCCAGCGUGGACGAGCAGGCGGCGCCCGGCGACGAUGUUGUCUGGGUGCGGCGGGACGUGAGCAGUCCCGAGAGUGAGGAGCAGAACCCUCCGGAAAGCUGAAGACGAGCCGGAAUGUCGGAGUAAAAGUGCUGAUUCCAGGUCGGCCAUUCCGACUGGAGAUGUACCUUGCUGUGGAGUUCAGGGCUGGGCGAUAUCACGAUACUAUCACAAUAUAUUAUAUCAAUAUUAUUUGGUAACGAUAAUGAAUGAAUUAUCAGUAGUUGUCCAUUCUGAAACAUGAAUUAUUGAUCAUUAAAUGAAGCGAUAAACACAUCAGCAUUGAUUAAUAAAUCAAUAAUUAUCAAUAUUGAAUGUACAUAUCUAAAAUGAGCUAUAACUCCAUUAUGACUAAAAUUAUUCUCUGCCUUCUGUGACAAAAUCUCCUACCUGUUCCACACUCCUAAAAAUGUUUCUUUAAGGGUUCUUGAGUAAAGACAGUGGUUCUAACAAGAACCAUGGACACUCACAGAACCCUUUAAAGCAUAACUGGCUCUCUGCAUGGUCAAAUUUUGGAAAACCAUUUGUGUAUGGU